This is a messenger RNA of Sarcophilus harrisii (Tasmanian devil), 963 nucleotides long. Its product is annotated as olfactory receptor 4F4-like. Lineage: Eukaryota; Metazoa; Chordata; Mammalia; Dasyuromorphia; Dasyuridae. Gene Ontology annotation, biological process: G protein-coupled receptor signaling pathway. Bases 25 to 963 code for a protein of 312 amino acids. The record is from RefSeq and is a predicted model, not a curated record. Gene Ontology annotation, molecular function: olfactory receptor activity; G protein-coupled receptor activity. Gene Ontology annotation, cellular component: membrane. The transcript has a single exon.
GUGUCUGUGACAUCAACUGAAUCAAUGGAUGGAGCAAACAACACUGUGGUAUCUGAGUUUGUAUUGCUGGGAUUGUCUACUUCUUGGGAGAUGAAGAUUCUCCUCUUUUUGUUUUUCUUUUCCUUUUAUGUGGGAAUUAUGCUUGGAAACUUCUUCAUAGUGUUUACUGUGAUUUUUGAUUCUCAUUUGCACUCCCCUAUGUACUUUCUGUUAGCGAAUCUCUCCCUUAUUGAUUUUGGUCUAUCUACUACUACAGUCCCAACGAUGAUCACUGACAUUUUUAGCGAACACAAAGUCAUCUCCUUCCCAGGCUGCAUGAUACAGAUAUUCUUUAUCCAUGUCAUGGGAGGAACAGAGAUGGUAUUGCUCAUAGCUAUGGCCUAUGACAGAUACACAGCCAUCUGUAAACCUCUUCACUACCUGACUAUUAUGAAUCACAAAACAUGCAUUUGUUUUGUAGUGACUGCCUGGGUGAUUGGGAUGAUUCAUGCUGUGUCUCAGUUUGUUUUUGUUGUAAAUCUGCCCUUCUGUGGCCCUAAUAAGGUUGACAGCUUUUAUUGUGACAUCCCUAAAGUUGCAGUACUUGCCUGCACAGAUACCUACUGGUUGGAGUAUGUGGUCAUUGCCAACAGUGGGCUUAUCUCCAUGUGCACAUUCUUUCUCUUAAUCAUCUCUUACAUUUUCAUUUUAGUUACUGUAAGACAUCAUUCUUCAGCUGGUUUAUCCAAGGCUUUUUCCACACUUUCAGCUCAUAUAGCUGUGGUAUUCUUGUUCUUUGUUCCCUGCUUCUUUGUCUAUGUGUGGCAAAUUCCCACUCUGUCACUGGAUAAAUUUUUACUUAUUCUAGUUUUUCUUGUCACUCCACUCUUGAAUCCUGCCAUAUAUACAUUGAGGAACAAAGAUAUGAAGUUGGCCAUGAAAAGAUUGACAAAGAAGAUUGUGAGAUCUAGAGAAAUCAGAUGA